AUGGCAAGACUCGCUGAUGAUGCCGACUACGAUGCCGGCGAAGCGUCUGGAAAUUUUGUCACCCAUCCACACUGUCAGCAGCUGUUGGCCUCCCUUUGGUAUGAUGGUCUUCCGGGCUUUCGACGUAAACCACUUGUAUUCCAGUUGAGUACAGUUGCCCUCUUUUGUGUGCUUUUUCCUGUGCUGUCGAUGUGUUACCUGGUCGCGCCCCGUUCUAAAUGGGGCAGCAUCUUGAGAAAGCCGUUCAUCAAGUUUCUGGUCCACAGCAGCGCCUAUCUCGCCUUUCUUGGUAUGUGGUACUCUUUUUGUGGCUCAUAUUUGUACUUUUUUAUUGCUUAUUUCACACGCCAUUCCUGA
Molecule: messenger RNA, 357 nt
Organism: Protopolystoma xenopodis
Lineage: Eukaryota; Metazoa; Platyhelminthes; Monogenea; Polystomatidea; Polystomatidae
Source: the annotation of a GenBank genome assembly